This is a messenger RNA of Salvelinus namaycush (lake trout), 5313 nucleotides long. RefSeq lists its product as uncharacterized. Bases 57 to 3611 code for a protein of 1184 amino acids. Lineage: Eukaryota; Metazoa; Chordata; Actinopteri; Salmoniformes; Salmonidae. The record is from RefSeq and is a predicted model, not a curated record. The transcript has 2 exons.
GUGGCAAAGAGAAGCAUUUAAAUGAGGAAAAGAAGAGUUUAAGUGAUAAUGAAGAGAUGCCUUUAUGUGCAGCAGAUAAUCCUCACCGCAGAGGAAAUCCUCACCGUGAGAGUACUCUAUACAAAGGGAAUCAUUUACACAAGCAAGAGAAUCCUUCACAAAAUGAAGAGAAUCCUUCAGAAAAUGAAGAGAAUCCUUCAUGUGAUGUGGUGAAGACUUUAUGUGACAUGGAGAGAGCUUUAUGUGACAUAAAGAAUUGUGCUGAAGAGAGCAGUUCAAGUGACAAUGAGAACAGUUCAGGUGAUGAGGUAGAAGGACAAAGACUGGAUUCAAACGUCCCAAGUGGGUCAGAUCCUCUUCCAUCUAAAGCAGAACGCUCCUGCGAUAAUAAUGUAUCUGAGCAGUCCCUUCAAAAAACCUCACAAGCUAAAAAACCUUGCCGCAAAAAAUGUGUGCCACGGAAAGGUACACGGUCAAACUUACGUUCUAGCACAAAAAUGACAGUCAGCACAUGUAGUACAACAAAUGACGGUAAAAGAAAAUGGGACAAAAAGUACUUCUGCCUGUAUUGCAAUGAACCACACCACAAAAUUGCAAGACAUUUAGAAAGGAUGCACGCAGAAGAAGCAGCUGUAGCUCAUGCUAUCAGCUUCCCCAAACUCUCCAAAAUCAGGUCUCUCUUGCUUGACCAACUCCGUAACAAAGGCAACUAUCUACACAACUUGGAAGUUCUUCAAAGUGGAGAUGGAGAAAUUGUCACAAAGAAAAGACCCUCUUACAAUGGUGUUUCUGUGCGUGACUACCUGCCCUGCCAACACUGCUUAGCUUUUUUCAACAAAAUAGAUUUAUGGAAGCAUGAGGGCUCAUGUAAAGCCAGAAAAGGACAAGAUGAAAAGAGGGGAGGAAAAAGAGUGCGGGUCCAGGCUGCGUCCUCUCGACUUCUUCCAUUGCCUGUCUAUUCUACUGGAGGAUGUGAAGAAAUAAUACACAAUAUGAAUCAAGAUGACAUUCAAUGCCACAUCAAAAAUGAUCCCCUGAUAUGUAAAUAUGGCAAUGCACUAUCUGCAAAGCAUGGCCAUGCCAAGUCACAGUUUACUUACAUUAGUUCAAAAAUGAGGGAAUUGGCUAGAUUUGUACUUACUGUAAAUGAGAUGGACUGUGGUGUCCAAUAUCUGCAUGAAGUAUGUGUACCAUCCAAAUUCAAAUUGGCCGUUCAUGCUGCCAGGAAAAUGAGUGGUCAUGACCCUACCUCUGACAGGUACAAGACCCCAUCUCUUGCUUUAAAGAUUGGCUAUUCCUUGAAAAGAGCUACUGAAAUAGCUUUUGGGGAGAGUCGUAUGACAGAGGACCGUGAGGCAGAGGAACAAGCCAAAAGGUUCAUUGAGCUGCUUGAAAACAAUUGGAAUAACUGUUUUUCCGGUCUGUCCCUGAGUGAUGUCCCUCAGUGUGAUGAAGUUGAUGUGACUUCACUAACUGAGGAUUUGAUAAAACUUCAGAAGUUUCUCAAGGUUGCAGAGGACACAGCAAAGAGAGAAUUGCUCGAGAGCCCCACCAACGCUGUCUGGAAAAAGCUCAAUGAAACUCUUCUUGCCGAAAUAACUCUCUUCAACAGAAAAAGGACAGGAGAGGUUGCGAAAAUGCUGUUGGAAACAUACACAAACAGAAAGAAAUCUCCAGCUAGUGCAGACAUUUUCAAUAGCCUCUCAAGGCUGGAGCAGGAGCUUGGUGACGACAAACUAACCAGGGUGGAAAUUGAAGGCAAAAAUGGUAGAACAAUGCCGGUCCUACUAACGGCGAGGAUGAUCUCAUCUCUUGAGAUCCUAAUUGCAAACAGAGACAAAGUUGGUGUGUCAAAGGACAACCCUUAUGUCUUCGCACGGAGCCCAGAUGCAGCAAGCUACGUCAGAGGGUCUGACUGUCUGAGGAAAUUUGCACGUGCGUGUAAUGCAAAGAAUCCUGAAAGUCUGAUCCAUGCGACAGUGAGGAAAGAGGUUGCUAUCCAUUGCCAAAUACUAAACUUGAAUGAAAGUGAAUUGGAUCAGGUGGCAAAGUUAUUGGGACAUGACACCCAGGUCCACAAAGAGUACUACAGGCUCUCUGAAAACGCAGGACAUCUAGCAGAAAUCAGCAAAUUGCUGCUUGCAAUGGAUCAGGUUCCAGUGGUAAUUCCAGGGCCAUCUGAGGAAAGGAUUGUUUCACCUACAUAUGGGACAUAUCCAACAGGGACAGAUUCUGCAAGGACAUAUCCUUCUGGCACAUAUCCCACUGGGUCAUCAUAUCCUACAGGGACAUAUUCAGCGAAGUCAUAUACUGUAGGGUCACAGCCUUUAAGGUCAUAUCAUGCUGGGACAUAUCCUUCGAAGUCAUAUCCUUCAGGAUCACAUUCUCCGAGGUCAUAUUCUGCGGGGACAGAUUCUGCGAGGACAUAUCCUGCCGGGAUAAAUCCCGCUAGUUCAUAUCCUACUGUGACACAUCCUGCAGAGACCUAUCGAGUAGGUUCAUAUGCUUCAGGGACAUACCUAGCAGAGACGCAUGAUGCAAGGUCAUGUACUGAAAAAACACAACUUGCAAAUGCAUGUCCUGCAAGUCCUUAUGACCUCUCAUCUCCUGCUAGAUCAUUUUCUUCAGGGAUGAAUCCUGUGAGGACAUAUCCUGCGGUGACACAACUUUCGACGUCAUAUCCUGCUGGAACAUAUGCUGCGCAGACACUUCCAGCUCAAACACUUCCAGCACGUACAGUUAUUACACCAACACUUCAUGCGCAGACACUUCCUGCCCAGACUCUUCCAACACAGACACUUCCUGCCCAGACUCUUCCAACACAGACACUUCCUGUCGGGGCAGUGCCUGCGGGUGCAGUUCUUUUGGGGACAGGUUCUGUGGGGACGGGUAAGUUGGGCACAGUGUGGAAACAGAGGCCGUGGAGUGGUGCGGCUAAGGUUGCGGUGAACCGUCAGAUGGGACACUUUAUCUCAAUGAUGGAGGUUCCAGGUAAACGGGACUGUGAAGUUUGCCUGCACAAUGAACCAGCUCUAAGAGACAGGACAUGGAGGGACAUCAAAAACUAUGUGCACAACACAGUAAAAUCUAUAAAACGGAAGAAUGGCCUUACAAGAUUGGACCCCACAAAACAGACAAAGAAAGGAUUGGCAAAGAAAGACAAAGAAACAAUAGAGGCUAUGAGUGCUAAGGACUGGGUUGGUGGAACAAUGACAGCACCUGAACACUGUCAAGAGGAGGGUCUAGGGGCAGGUCCUGUGGCAACACCAAGGAAACCAAAGAUAUGGAGUAAUGAGGCUCAGGCUGCGGUCAGGCGGCAGCUAGGAGACUUCACUAAACUGAUGAAGAUUCCAGGUAAAAAGGAAUGUGACGCAUGUAUUGCAGCUGAACCAGCUCUACAAGGCAGGACAUGGAAAGAUGUAAAAAACUAUGUGCAUAACACAUUAAAGACUAUGUGCAGGAGGCAUAGUUCAGGCAAACAAAACAUGGACCAUGAAAAACCAAGUCCAUAUACUCAGAAUCCAGGGGUGCAUCAGAAAUCAGGGGUACAUCAGAAAUCAGGGGUGCCGUUGGGACUUCCAGAAGAGCCUCCUGUUUAUCUGUCCUUGUGAUUACCUUGAACUAGAACCUCCCCAGGGUUCAAGGUAAGCAAGGAUGGAGAAAGGAGAUAAGGAUUGCUUUUGAUUUAAUCUGACCAUCCUGGCUCACUCUGAUCUCACUUUAUGACAUAAAGCAAGAAUUAAGUAGAAUUUUAACCAUACCACUACCUACUUUAUUCAUUGAAGUAUCUGUAGCAACUACAUAGUAACAUGCAUGAAAACUUGUUUAGUCGAUAAGGGAAUUUUCAGAACUUCUUUUGAAUUGUAAAAUGUCCUUGGCACAGUGUAUUAUGUGGCGCCAAAACUCAAAGUCCUUUGGUAAAGGUCACACAUUUGCAACCAUGGCGAGAGGAGGCAAGUAAAGAUGGACUCAUACCUUUUUAGUUUAUUUAACAAUUCCAAUGGUCCUUUAUAUAAAGCCUGUCAAACUGAAUCUUCUGGGUCAGCAACAGCAACAAGGCUCAUGGACGCACAUUUGGAAUCGAAACACACCCCAUGUUUCCGUAAGACCCAUGUUGCAUAAAAAUACCCAAGAUAACUGACUGAAAUAUAUGCUCCACAUGCAUAGAUAACAUGUACCAAGUACAGUGAAUGUUUUGUUUUCUUCAUAGAGGGAAAAAGUAGUGCAAACCUAGACAGUUGAACUGAUGACCAUACUUUUUUGAUCACAUUACUGUUAUCCGUUACUUUCACCAAAUGGAUCUGGAUCCAGAUGUAUAAAAUAUUGUGUAUUCUUGCCUGUACCGUUGUAUGUGUAGCUAAUGUAUAUGUGUAGGUUAGGUUUUGAGUUAAAGCAACUGACCAGCAUACCUGGGAACUUAGCAGGUUAUUUUUAGUAGAUGUGCGGUAUGAAUGGGUUUCAUGGCUCCAGACUGACCAUUUAGUCGCAUUUUGCAACCAUUUGACAUGGCUGUGCAAGAAGAAAAAAAACAAUCGCAUCAGUGCGAGCUGCACAUUCUACAUUGUCACCUCACUCAAACCUUACUAUUUUUUGGGGCAGCUAAAACCAUGAUUUGGUCAAACCGUAAAGAGCAAUAUCCUCAUGAUUCCUGUAACGUAAACGUCUGUCCCUCUGCCUAUUUCGCUGGGGACUGCUGAUGUGAUGAGCAAACGGCUCUCCUCUGGGAGAAAAAGAUUGUUUCUCAUUUUAUAACAUUUCAAAAUGCAAUUGCGAUUAAAAACACAGCAUUGGAAGCAACUACCGUAGUCCCUGUCUGUAGGUAUCAUUUUUAUUUCUCAGUAUUGAGCUCUGGAACAACUAUUUUACAAACAAGCGAUUUGAUAUGGCUUUGCGAUACAGAGCGGUGCACAAACUGAACAUCGGUUAUUGCGCUUUUCUAUUUUAUUUAACUUUUAUUUAACUAGGCAAAAGUCAGUUAAGAACAAAUUCUUAUUUACAAUGACAGCCUACGCUCUCGCACACGACGCCAUACGCGUGGUUUGCGGUUGUGAGGCCGGUUUGAUGUACUGUCAAAUUCUCUAAAAUGACAAUGGAUUUGGCCUAUGGUAGAGAAAUAUUUUUUUUAUCUGUCAACAGCUCUGGUGGACAUUCCUGCAGUCAACAUACCAAUUGCACGCUCCCUCAACUUAAUCUGUCACAUUGUGUUGUGAAACAAAACUCUACAUUUUAGUGGCCUUUUAUUGUCCCCAGCACAAGGUGCACCUGUGUAAUGAUCAUGCUAUUUAAUCAGAUUCUUGAUGUGCCACACCUGUC